AUGUUGCUCUACGCUGUGCUGUUGGUGAUAGUGGCGGCCGUGCUGUGGAUACGCAAACGGUACGCGUACUGGAAGGAAAGGGGCAUAGCUUAUGUGGAACCAUCGUUUCCUUUGGGGAAUCUUCAAAACAUGGGCCGUAAGGAGCAUGUUUCAAAGGUCCUGCAAAAGUGUUAUCAGCAACUGAAGGGGCGUGGACCGAUGGGCGGAAUCUUCUUUUUCAUCAACCCCGUCGCGAUGAUCAUGGAUUUGGAUUUAAUCAAAAAUGUGCUGGUGAAGGAUUUUCAGCAUUUCCACGACCGUGCUUUGUAUCAUAAUGAAAAAGAUGAUCCCCUUACCGGGCAUUUAGUUGCGCUGGAUGGGGUGAGGUGGAAAAAUUUAAGAGCCAAACUUACUCCUACGUUUACCUCCGGAAAAAUGAAGAUGAUGUUCCCGACGAUAAUGGCCGUAGCGGAUGAAUUUCAAAAAACGCUUUCCCGAGAAGUCGUGAAAAGUGAGGAGCUUGAGAUUAAAGAUUUCAUCGCUCGGUUUACCACGGAUGUCAUUGGAUCUUGUGCCUUUGGAUUGGAAUGUAAUAGUUUACGAGAUCCAAAUGCUGAGUUCCGUACAAUAGGUCGACAGGUGUUUGCAGUCCGAGCUGGAAGGAUGGUCAAGUUUUUCCUGGCUACACAAUUCCGAAACAUUGCCCGGAUGUUGCAUGUAAAAGUUAUUGAUCCCGAUGUUUCGAAAUUUUUCCUAGGUGCUGUUAAAAACACUGUCGAAUAUCGAGAGAAAAACAAUAUUGUACGAAACGAUUUCAUGAGUUUACUGAUUAAGCUAAAAAACGCAGAGUCGUUGGAGGAAGGUGCCACGAAUAAUAACGCUUCCGGAACAUUAAGCUUGGAAGAGCUUACAGCACAGGCGUUCGUUUUCUUCAUAGCUGGGUUUGAAACUUCUUCAACAGCCAUGUCGUUUUGCUUAUAUGAAUUAGCAAGGAAUCCGGAAUUACAAGAGAAAACUCGUAAAGAUGUUAUUGAGACAAUCCAUAAACACGGUUCAAUUACAUAUGAAGCGAUAAAAGAUAUGGAAAUGCUGGACCGCUGCAUUAGUGAAUCACUUCGCAUGUAUCCGCCUGCAACCACGCUAACUCGACUAGUAACCAAACCGUACAAAGUUCCCGGCACUAAUGUUACUUUGGAGAAAGGUUCAACAGUGAUUGUUCCCCUGUAUGCCAUUCAGCAAGAUCCGGAAUAUUUCCCAAAUCCAGAACGGUUCGAUCCGGAUCGUUUUACGCCGGAACAGGUGGCUAAACGAAACCCGUACAGUUACAUGCCGUUCGGCGAGGGACCACGCAUUUGCAUUGGGAUGCGAUUCGGACAGAUGCAAGCUCGCGUUGGGUUGGCUUAUUUGCUGAAGAAUUUCCGGUUCAGCCUGUCGAGCAAAACAGCGGUGCCACUGAAAAUAGCUGCCGGUGGACCGGUACUUUCCAGCGAGGGUGGUAUGUGGCUUCGGGUGGAAAAAUUUUCGAAAUCAGCUCCGGGUCGGUGGAAACCAUUCAGUGUCCGAAAAGAAACUCGCCAACAACCCGUUACCACGAUGAUUCUUUAUCUCGUCCUUCUUGUGAUUGCUCUACUAACAUUCUGGAUUCGGAAACGUUACUCGUACUGGAAGGAUCGUGGAGUACCGUUUGUGAAACCGAUUUUUCCCGUUGGUAAUUUGCUUGGACUGGGCCGAAAGAGGCACAUUUCCUCGGUCAUGGCACGUCACUACGCGGCACUGAAAGGUAGCGGACGGUCUUUCGGAGGUAUGUUUUUCUACACAAAACCGGCGGUCAUCGCGUUGGAAUUAGACUUUGUGAAAACCGUGCUGGUGAAGGACUUUCAAUAUUUUCAUGACCGUUCGUUCUAUUACAAUGAGAAGGAUGAUCCCCUGUCUGCUCAUUUGUUCGCAAUUGAUGGGACAAAAUGGAAGAAUUUGAGAUACAAGCUGGCGCCAACGUUUUCGUCCGGGAAGAUGAAAAUGAUGUUUCCAACUGUUACCGGGGUGGCAGUAGAGCUGAGUAAACUCAUGACCCGUGAGGCGAUAAAGGCAGAAGACAUCGAGAUGAAAGACAUUCUGGCAAGAUUCACCACGGAUGUGAUCGGAACGUGUGCUUUCGGAAUAGAGUGCAAUAGUUUGUUCGAUCCCGACGUCGAGUUUAGACGAAUGGGCAAGAAAGUUUUCGAGUUCGGUUUCUGGAUGAUGUUGAAAAUUAUGGUGGCACAACAGUUUCGGUCCAUUGCCCGUGCUCUUCAUGUUUCUUUUUUCAACAAAACCGAGACUAAAUUUUUCUACGACGUCGUAAAGAGUACGGUCGAGUAUCGUGAACGUAAUGGCGUGGAACGAAACGAUUUCAUGAGUUUGCUUAUUAAGUUGAAGAACGCGAAACCUACAGCAUCGGAGGGGUCAACCGAUGAAGAAGUAGGAAAUCUCACGUUACAAGAAAUAGCUGCUCAAGCUUUUGUGUUCUUUUUGGCUGGAUUCGAGACUUCUUCAACAGCAAUGUCCUACUGUUUGUAUGAACUUGCUUUGAAUGCUGAAAUUCAAGACAAGGCUCGCAAGGACGUACUUGAUUCCAUUCAGAGAAACGGAAGCAUAAGCUACGAUGCAGUUCAAGAUAUGCCCUAUCUCGAUCAAUGUAUUAAUGAAACACUACGAAAAUAUCCCCCAAUAAGUAUAAUAUCACGAAUGGUCUCCAAACCGUACCGAAUUCCCGAUAGCGACAUAACACUCGAGCAAGGAUCGACCAUGGUUGUGCCCAUCUAUGGCAUUCAUCACGAUCCGGAUUACUACCCGGAACCGGAAAAGUUCGACCCGGAACGAUUCGCUUCCGAUGCGUUGGCUAGUCGCGAUCCGUUUUGCUUUAUUCCGUUCGGCGCGGGACCUCGGCUCUGUAUCGGAAUGCGUUUCGGAAUGAUGCAGACCCGCGUGGGGUUGGCUUAUCUGUUGAAGGACUUUCGCUUUACUCUGGCGAGUAAAAUGCCGGUACCGCUGAAAAUUGCCCCCGGCAGUGCUGUUCUCACUUCGCAAGGAGGACUUUGGCUGCGGGUGGAAAAACUCACGUAG
Molecule: messenger RNA, 3081 nt
Organism: Sabethes cyaneus
Lineage: Eukaryota; Metazoa; Arthropoda; Insecta; Diptera; Culicidae
Exons: 4
Coding region: 1-3081 (1026 amino acids)
Molecular function (GO): iron ion binding; heme binding; oxidoreductase activity, acting on paired donors, with incorporation or reduction of molecular oxygen
Source: RefSeq, a predicted model, not a curated record